AUGACUAUGAACCGUGCUGCGUGCUACCUCGGCCUCGACCUCGGCGCGACGAACGCCAAGGCGGCGCUCGUGGACGACGACGGGCGCGUCGUGCGCUACGCGUCGCUCGCGCUCGGCCCCGGCGCGGCGCGCCUGGCGCCGGAGCGCGUCGCGGCGGCGCUGGCGUCCUGCGCGGCGACCGCCGUCGCCGGCGACUGGCGCGCCGUCGCCGGCUGCGGCGUCGGAUCGCCCGGGCUCGUCGCCGGCGGGGCGGUCGCCGGCGCCGCGAACCUGUUCCGGGGCGAGGCGGCGCCCGUGCCGCUGCGCGCGCUCGUCGCGGCCGAGCUGCGCCGCGCCGCCGGGCGGCGCGUCGCGUGCGACCUCGUCAACGAGCGCGCCGAGGCGCGGGUCGCGGCGGCCUACGCGGACGCGCGCGCGGCCGGAGCGGAGGGCGCGCGCGGCGCGCGCGCGUCGUGCGCCGAGGUCUUCGCGCGCGCCGCGGCCGGCGACGCCGCCGCCGCCGCCGUCGUCGACGACGCCGCGGCGCACGUCGCGCUCGGCUGCCUCAACCUCGCGCGCGUCCUCGACUGCGACGUCGUCGUCCGCGCGCUCGGCUGGACCGUGCUCCCGUCGCUCGACGGCCGCGUGGCCCUCGCCGCGGCGGGGCCCCACGCGGGCUGCAUCGGCGCCGCCGCGGUUGCGCGCGGCGCGGCGGCCGCGGCGCGCCGCCGGCGCCGCCGCGCCGGCGCCGCUGCCCUCGCGGCCCUCGCCGCGGCGGCCGCGGCUGCGGUCGCGCUCCGGCGCCAAAAAUCCAUUAGGAUGCUAUUUCCCGGCGGACUACGGUGA
Aureococcus anophagefferens is the source of this 825-nucleotide messenger RNA. RefSeq lists its product as hypothetical. The record is from RefSeq and is a predicted model, not a curated record. The coding region runs from base 1 to 825 and encodes 274 amino acids. The transcript is spliced from 3 exons. NCBI's taxonomy places the organism in Eukaryota, Pelagophyceae, Pelagomonadales, Pelagomonadaceae.